AUGGGUGCUAUUGCUGCUUUUGAAUGCGUUUGGUGGUUUCUCAAACGCGUGUAUCUCGGUGGUACGAACCAGCGUAACGUUUUCACGCUAGCUUUGAACUUCUGUGUGAAUUUCAGUCCCGUAUUCCUAUGGUUGUUCAUGUUCAAGAACGCUGGUGUCAUUCCAAACAGCUGGAGACCUCACAUUUGGGGCUCUCUCGCAUACUACUUGGACAACUACAUGUUCGGUGACUUUUGGCACUCGCUAGACUCGGAAACGCAGUUUUGGUUUUCGUUGUUCACGAGCAGUGUCGUUUGUGUUGUGUGUAUCGGGCUCCCGUUGCUCGCAUGGUACUAUAUUUACUUUAGAAAGCGUGCCAAGUUUAAUGUUUUCGACGACACCGACUGCUUGACGCAAAAUCCGUUGAACGGGGUCGCGAGGGUGCAGUUCAGUCCCUCGAGACUGCGUAUUUUGUUGGCGUUUGCGUUCCCAGCGUUCAUGUUUCUUGUGUUGAACAUCGACAACCUUUUGGCCAGCCAGGAUGAGAAGAACUUCACCAGGUUUAAGGAUAUCUUGGCGUGGGUUCUGUAUGUUAUCCUGCACUUGACGGCGCCAAUUCUCACUGGUGUGUACUUGUACGUGUUCCAUGCGCCAGGAACGUUGAAGUGCUUUUCGUUCGCGCUAGGCUUGCAGAAUAUCGCUGGGUUGUGCACGCAUAUGCUCCUGCCAAUGGCCCCACCUUGGUUCGUUCACAUGUACGGUGCCCACGACAAGGAACACUUGAACUACCAGCAGCAGGGCUACGCUGCUGGGUUGACCCGUGUCGACAUGCAUCUCGGGACCCAUCUCAACUCGAACGGGUUCCACCUCUCGCCAAUCGUCUUCGGGGCCGUGCCCUCGUUGCACUCGGCCAUUGCCGUCCAGUGCUUCUUCUUCCUCAUGUUCAGGUCCACAUUCACAAAGUCCGUGCCGGAAUCCAUCUCCCAUGGCAAUGGCAUUGAUAACGAUGACGAGAAUACUACUACUACUACUAAUAAUAACGACGACGACGAUGAGUACUACUACCAGCCCCAAGGACCGCUCACCAAGUCGACCCAGGGCACCCCAGAAGGUACCCCAGAGAGCCAGGAGCUAACUCCAUCCGGCACACCCGCAAUAAUACCCUUCGAGUUCGAAGAAGACGAGGACGUCGACCAGGACAAGUUCGGCACCCUUGGGUCCUUCCGCGCAUACGACUCAGACGACAUGGAAAGACUAAUAUCAUCGGACAGCGACUCGGAAGUGUCACCAGAAAACCUCGUCCAGGCUCUAGCUGCCCAGCAAAAACUCCCACUGCACAUCCUACAGUCCAAGUGGCUCUACGUCUUCCACAAGGGCUGGGUCCCCAAAUUCUUGGGAACCGUCUUCGUGUGCAUGCAAUGGUGGUCCACCCAGUAUCUAGACCACCACUUUAGAUUCGACUUGUUCGUAGGCGCCAUCUACGCCUCCAUAUCAUACAUCGUCAUCAACAAGUACGUCUUGCAACCUAAAGUCAUCAAGCCUUGGCUCCUCGUUAGAGCUGAUCCUUCCAAGGACACCAAGAACGAGUCAAGAACGAUGGGUAUGAGGGUGUUUGCUGGUACCAGCGCCGAAUGGUUCUUCGAUCCACUAAAAUAG
Molecule: messenger RNA, 1635 nt
Organism: Kluyveromyces marxianus DMKU3-1042
Lineage: Eukaryota; Fungi; Ascomycota; Saccharomycetes; Saccharomycetales; Saccharomycetaceae
Gene: IPT1
Product: inositolphosphotransferase
Exons: 1
Coding region: 1-1635 (544 amino acids)
Biological process (GO): sphingolipid biosynthetic process; inositol phosphoceramide metabolic process
Cellular component (GO): inositol phosphoceramide synthase complex
Molecular function (GO): inositol phosphoceramide synthase activity
Source: RefSeq, a predicted model, not a curated record